AUGGCCUCAUCUGAUUUGCUGUUUCCAAUAUUCUGGAUACCUUGGUUUCUGUCAAGCUUGCACACCAACUUGUUUCUUAUUGGUGGUCAGCUUGGCCUGGCCUUGUGUAAGCUUGUCCGUUUCUUUUCUUUCGUUUCCUGUACCGUUUCGAUUCAGAAUCUGAUUCUGAUAGCGGUGGAUCGAUUUGGAGCCGUGGUGUUUCCACUCCGUUCCCCACUCAUCAGAUCCAAGCUGUGUCCCUUCUACAUUCUCACCACGUGGAUAGUUGCCGUAACUGUCGGUUCGCCAUACUUGUUCGCCAACGAGCUCGUUGAAAAUCCGGAGGGAGCCAAGUGUGUUACGAAAUGGAAGAAAGCAUUCGGAGAGUCAUCGUCCCAUGCCAGUUUCCUACUAGCUUUCUAUCUUCUGUUUAAACACAUCCCUGUGCUGUUGUUAGUCAUUCCUUACUCUAUCAUUCUCAUCAAACUCAAGACACAGGUACACCCAGGUGAACAGUCCGCCAACACUCAACAACAGCGGCACAGAAGAAACAGAAACGUGCUUCAAAUGUCCAUACCGUAA
This is a messenger RNA of Porites lobata, 561 nucleotides long. The record is from the annotation of a GenBank genome assembly. NCBI's taxonomy places the organism in Eukaryota, Metazoa, Cnidaria, Anthozoa, Scleractinia, Poritidae.